This is a messenger RNA of Vombatus ursinus (common wombat), 1272 nucleotides long. It is a transcript of the gene GPR83, whose product is annotated as G protein-coupled receptor 83. The record is from RefSeq and is a predicted model, not a curated record. The transcript has 4 exons. Gene Ontology annotation, cellular component: membrane. Gene Ontology annotation, biological process: neuropeptide signaling pathway. The coding region runs from base 1 to 1272 and encodes 423 amino acids. Gene Ontology annotation, molecular function: neuropeptide Y receptor activity. Lineage: Eukaryota; Metazoa; Chordata; Mammalia; Diprotodontia; Vombatidae.
AUGAUAACUUCCUUGCUGUGGUUCUCCCUCCCGUGCCUGGUGCAAGCCUUUGAGAGGCCUGAGAGAUGGACCAACAAUGGAAGUUUGGAUGGAGACUUUGGGAUCCCCAAUGUAUCUAGUUUUUUCCCCUGGGGCAACUACUCAUUUUCAGAUUGGCAGAACUUCGUAGGCAGAAAGAGAUAUGGGGCAGAAUCUCAGAAGCCUAUGGUGAAAGCUCUGCUCAUUGUGGCGUACUCCUUCAUUAUUGUCUUCUCUCUCUUUGGAAAUGUCCUGGUCUGUCAUGUUGUCAUCAAGAACCAGCGAAUGCAAUCGGCCACCAGCUUGUUCAUUGUCAACCUGGCAGUAGCUGACAUAAUGAUAACCUUGCUUAAUACUCCCUUCACUUUGGUCCGCUUUGUGAACAGCACAUGGAUAUUUGGGAAGGGCAUGUGUCACAUCAGUCGAUUUGCUCAGUAUUGCUCCCUCCACGUUUCAGCCCUGACCCUGACAGCCAUUGCUGUGGACAGACACCAGGUUAUCAUGCAUCCAUUGAAACCCCGAAUCUCCCCUACAAAAGGGCUCAUCUCUAUUGCAAUCAUCUGGAUCAUGGCCACCUGCUUUUCCCUCCCACAUGCAAUCUACCAAAAACUGUUCACCUUCAAAUACAGUGAAGAUGUUGUCCGUAGCCUGUGCCUCCCAGACUUCCCAGACCCAGCAGACCUCUUCUGGAAGUACCUGGACCUGGCCACCUUUGUUUUGCUUUACAUCUCACCCCUUCUCAUCAUCUCUGUGGCCUAUACCCGCGUGGCCAAGAAGCUCUGGCUGCGCAAUGCCAUUGGCGAUGUGACCACAGAGCAGUACUAUGCCCUACGGCGCAAAAAGAAGAAGACCAUCAAGAUGCUGAUGCUGGUUGUGGUGCUCUUUGCCGUCUGCUGGUUCCCCUUGAACUGCUAUGUGCUCCUCCUCUCCAGCAAGACCAUCCGGAGCAAUAAUGCUCUUUACUUUGCCUUCCAUUGGUUCGCCAUGAGCAGCACUUGUUAUAACCCCUUCAUCUACUGCUGGCUCAAUGAGAAUUUCAGGUCCGAGCUGAAGGCUUUGCUGAGCAUAUGCAAAAAGGCGCCCAGGCCUCGAGAACAUAUACUUCCUUCUACUGUGCCCUCUUACCGGGUGGCUUGGCCAGAGAGUGACAACUGCAAAAGGGUACAAGGUUCUCACAACCGGCCAACUGCCUCCAAUGUUCAUUCAGCUAAGACAGAUAUCUCGUCCGUAGAGCCUAUUGUGGCAGUAAGUUAA